AUGCCCCCAACCCCCUGGAGCACCCCAACCCCUUGGAGCACCCCAAAGCUGUGGAUGCCCCCAGUGCCCUGCAGCACCCCAGUCUGGAUGCCCCCAGUGCCCUGGAGCACCCCCAACUCCCUGCAGCACCCCAGUGCCCUGGAUGCCCCCAGUGCCCUGCAGCACCCCAACUCCCUGCAGCACCCCAACUCCCUGGAUGCCCCCAAUGCCCUGGAGCACCCCAACUCCAUGCAGCACCCCAGUGCCCUGCAGCACCCCAACUCCCUGGAUGCCCCCGGUGCCCUGGAUGCCCCCAACUCCUGCAGCACCCCCCAGCCCUGGAUGCCCCCCGGUGCCCUGCAGCACCCCAGUGCCCUGCAGCACCCCAACUCCCUGGAUGCCCCCAAUGCUCUGGAUGCCCCCCGGUGCCCUGGAGCACCCCAAUGCCCUGCAGCACCCCAGUGCCCUGCAGCAACCCCAACUCCCUGCAGCACCCCCCAGCCCUGGAUGCCCCCGGUGCCCUGGAGCACCCCAACUCCCUGGAUGCCCCCGGUGCCCUGGAUGCCCCCAAUGCCCUGCAGCACCCCAACUCCCUGGAUGCCCCCCGGUGCCCUGGAUGCCCCCGGUGCCCUGCAGCACCCCAACUCCCUGGAUGCCCCCGGUGCCCUGGAUGCCCGCACCGUGCUGGUGCUGCCGGCGUUCGAGGUGCGCUCGGGGCAGCCUCUGCCGGGCACCAAGGACGAGCUGCGGCAGCUCUGGCUGAGGGGCCACGCUCGACCCUUCUACGGCAGCUUGUGCCCGCGCUGCCAGGCGCCCACAGCCUACGGGCGCUGGUGGGCACUGCCCCCCUCGGCCGGGGUCCGUCCCGCCUACCAAGUGCCCUGGAGCGACCCCUGGGAGCCGUUUUACGUGGCGCCGGCGCUGGAGCUGCCGCCCUUCGAUGAGAGCUUCGUGCAGUACGGCUUCAACCGCAUCAGCCAGGCGUGUGAGCUGCACGUUGCCGGCUUUCGCUUCGCGGUGCUGGACGGGGCGUUCGUGCUGCAUCGCGGCUUCAAGGAGCCGGGCGGGUUCCACCGCAGCCGCGACUCCGAGCUCAGCCAAAACCGCCGCCGCUUCCGAAGCUUCCGAGCGGGGCUCCGCCUGCGCUACCCGGGCUCGGGGCGGCGCUGCUGAGCCCCCGAACGCGCCGGGGGGGACCCCAUGGGAUGCAGAUGGAGACCCCCCCGGGACACUGUUGGGGGAGCUGAGACCCCCCCAGGACAUUGCUAGGGGGUGGGAACCCCCCAAUACACAGAUGGAGACUCCCCCCAAGACCCAGCUGAGACCCCCCCAGGACAUUGCUGGGGGGUGGGAACCCCAUGAGAUGCAGAUGGAGACCCCCCCAGGACAUUAUUGGGGGGCUGAGACCCCCCCCAGGACAUUGCUGGGGGAUGGGAACCCCCCAAUACACAGAUGGAGACUCCCCCCAAGACCCAGCUGAGACCCCCCCCAGGACAUUGUUGGGGGGUGGAAUCCCCCCAAUAUACAGCUGGGGGUGGGACCCCCAAAAGACACAGAUGGAGACCCCCCCAGGACAUUACUGGGGGGCUGAGACCCCCCCCAGGACUCUGUUGGGGGGUGGGAGCCCCACAAGACACAGAUGGAGACUCCCCCCAAGACCCAGCUGAGACCCCCCCAGGACAUUGUUGGGGGGUGGAAUCCCCCCAAUAUACAGCUGGGGGUGGGACCCUGAAAAGACACAGAUGGAGACCCUCACCAGGACAUUGCUGGGGGGUGGGAACCCCCCAAUACUCAGCUGGAGACCCCCCCCCAAGACACAGCUGAGACCCCCCUAGGACAUUGCUGGGGGGUGGGAUCCCCAAAAGACACAACUGGAGACCCCCCCAGAACUCUGUUGGGGGGCUAAGACCCCCCCCCCAGGACAUUGUUGGGGAGCUGAGACCCCCCCCCCAAUAUACAGCUGGGGGUGGGACCCCCAAAAGACACAGAUGGAGACCCCCCCCCAAGACCCAGCUGAGACCCCCCUAGGACACUGCUGGGGGUGGGAACCCCACAAGACACAGCUGGAGACCCCCCACAAGGACACUGUUGGGGAGCUGAGACCCCCCCUCAAUACACAGCUGGGGGUGGGACCCCCAAAAGACACAGAUGGAGACCCCCACAAGGACAUUGCUGAGGGGCUGAGACCCCCCCCAGGACUCUGUUGGGGGGUGGGAACCCCAUGAGAUGCAGCUGGAGAGCCCACCAAGACAUUGCUGGGGGGCUGAGACCCCCCCAGGACUCUGUUGGGGAGCUGAGACCCCCCACAAGACCCAGCUGCGGGUGGGACCCCCCAAAAGACACAGAUGGAGACCCCCCCAGGACAUUGCUGGGGGCGUGGGAACCCCACGAGAUGCAGCUGGAGAGCCCCCCCAGGACAUUGUUGGGGGGUGGGAGCCCCACAAGACACAGAUGGAGACCCCCCCCAGGACAUUGCUAGGGGGCUGAGACCUCCCCCCAGGACAUUGCUGGGGGGUGGGAUCCCCCCAGUACACAGCUGGAGACCCCACACAAGACCCAGCUGGAGACCCCCCAGGACAUUGUUGGGGAGCUGAGACCCCCACAAGACACAGCUGAGACCCCCCCAGGACGUUGGGGAGCUGAGACCCCCCUAAUAUACAGCUAGGGGGGGGGGGACCCCAUGAGACACAGAUGGAGACACCCAGAAGGAUAUUGCUGGGGGGUGGGAGCCCCCCAAUACACAGCUGGAGACCCCCCCACAAGACCCAGCUGAAACUCCUCCAGGACAUUGCUGGGGGUUGGACCCCCAAAAGACACAGAUGGAGACCCCCCCAGGACAUUAUUGGGGGGCUGAGAUCUCCAGAAGACACAGCUGGAGAGCCCCCCAAGAUAUUGGGGUGCUGAGACCCCCCUCAAUACACAACUGGGGGGUGGGACCCCCAAAAGACCCAUCUGGAGCCCCCUGAGGACACUUUUGGGGGGAUGAGACCCCCCCAGGACUCUGUUGAGGAGCUGAGACCCCCACAAGACACAGCUGGAAAUCCCCCCAAGAUAUUGGGGUGCUGAGACCCCCCCAGGACAUUGCUGGGGGGUGGGAACCUCACAAGACACUGAUGGAGACCCCCCAGGAUACUGUUGGGGAGCUGAGACCCCCCACAAGACCCAGCUGAGACCUCCCCAGGACAUUGUUGGGGGGCUGAGACCCCCACAGCUGGGGGUGGGAACCCCAAAAGACACAGAUGGAGACCCCCACCAGGACAUUGCUGGGGGGCUGAGACCCCCCCCAGGACUCUGUUGGGGGGCUGAGACCCCCCCCCAAUAUACAACUGGGGGGUGAGAACCCCCCAAUAUACAGCUGGGGGUGGGACCCCCAAAAGACACAGAUGGAGACCCUCCCAGGACAUUGCUGGGGGGCUGAGACCCCCAAAAGACCCAGCUGAGGGGUGGGAACCCCCCAAUACACAGCUGGAGACCCCCCCCAAGACCCAGCUGAGACCCCCCCAGGACAUUGCUGGGGGUGGGACCCCCAAAAGACCCAUCUAGAGACCCUCUGAGGACACUUUUGGGGGGCUGAGACCCCCCCAGGACUCUGUUGGGGGGGCUGAGACCCCCCCAAGAUAUUGGGGUGCUGAGAUCCCCCCUCAAUACACAGCUGGGGGUGGGACCCCCACAAGACACAGAUGGAGACCCCCCACCAGGACAUUGUUGGGGGGGUGGGAUCCUCCCAGGACAUUGUUGGGGUGCUGAGACCCCCCAAUACACAGCUGGAGACCUCCCCAAGAUAUUGGGGUGCUGAGACCCCCCCUCAAUACACAGCUGGGGGGUGGGACCCCCAAAAGACCCAUCUGGAGACCUCCUGAGGACACCUUUGGGGGUCUGAGACCCCCCCCCAGGACUCUGUUGGGGGUUGGGAUCCUCCCAGGACAAUGUUGGGGGGCUGAGACCCCUCAAGACACAGCUGGGGAUCCCCCCCAAGAUAUUGGGGUGCUGAGACCCCCCUCAAUACACAGCUGGGGGUGGGACCCCCAAAAGAUCCAUCUGGAGACCCCCUGAGGACACUUUUGGGGGGCUGAGACCCCCCAAUACACAGCUGGAGACCCCUCCAAGAUAUUGGGGUGCUGAGACCCCCCCUCAAUACACAGCUGGGAGUGGGACCCCCCAAAAGACCCAUCUGGAGCCCCCCCAGGACACUGCUGGGGGUGGGAUUUUGGGGGGGGAUGGGGAGGCACCUCAGGGGUGACCUUUUG
Messenger RNA from Colius striatus (speckled mousebird), 4226 nucleotides. RefSeq names its product cell surface glycoprotein 1-like. NCBI's taxonomy places the organism in Eukaryota, Metazoa, Chordata, Aves, Coliiformes, Coliidae. The transcript is spliced from 2 exons. The coding region runs from base 1 to 1152 and encodes 383 amino acids. Gene Ontology annotation, molecular function: glucuronosyltransferase activity. The record is from RefSeq and is a predicted model, not a curated record.